Molecule: messenger RNA, 315 nt
Organism: Salvelinus sp. IW2-2015
Lineage: Eukaryota; Metazoa; Chordata; Actinopteri; Salmoniformes; Salmonidae
Product: rap1 GTPase-activating protein 2-like
Exons: 3
Source: RefSeq, a predicted model, not a curated record
AUGCGUGACCCUAACCAGGUCCCUAAAUCUGAGGAGACGAAGCCCCACUCGCAGAGAAGCAAGGAUGACUACAUCCCAUACCCGCGGAUAGAGGACAUUCUGGAGAAGGGUAGCCCAUACCCGCAGGUGAUCCUGCCCCAGUUUGGGGGUUACUGGAUUGAGGAUGCCGAGGCGCCUGUAGGCACCCCCACCUCUUCGGAGAGCAGCUUCUGUGAGGAGGAUGACGGAGGGAGUAUGAGCCCUGCGGGAGGGUUCGGCUUCAGGCUGGAGUGUAACAGCACGGCCAGGGCCUACCGCAAACACUUCCUGGGCAGG